This is a messenger RNA of Melospiza georgiana, 1326 nucleotides long. It is a transcript of the gene ASB1, whose product is annotated as ankyrin repeat and SOCS box containing 1. Gene Ontology annotation, cellular component: ubiquitin ligase complex. The transcript has 5 exons. Gene Ontology annotation, molecular function: protein binding. Gene Ontology annotation, biological process: intracellular signal transduction; protein ubiquitination. The record is from RefSeq and is a predicted model, not a curated record. NCBI's taxonomy places the organism in Eukaryota, Metazoa, Chordata, Aves, Passeriformes, Passerellidae. Bases 40 to 1044 code for a protein of 334 amino acids.
GACCGGGGCAGGGCGAGAGAGCGGGGCCGGCGGGGCGCGAUGGCGGAGGGCGGGGACGCGCCCGCCCCGGGCAGCGCAGGUCGCAACCUGAAGGAGUGGCUGCGGGAGCAGUUCUGCGACCACCCGCUGGAGCACUGCGAGGACACCCGGCUGCACGACGCGGCCUUCGUGGGGGACCUGCCCACGCUGCGCAGCCUGCUGCAGGACGAGAGCUUCCAGAGCCGGAUCAACGAGAAGUCGGUGUGGUGCUGCGGCUGGCUGCCCUGCACGCCGCUGCGCAUCGCCGCCACUGCCGGCCACGGGCCCUGCGUCGACUUCCUGCUGCGCAAGGGGGCCCAGAUCGACCUGGUGGACGUCAAGGGGCAGACGGCUCUCUACGUGGCCGUGGUCAACGGGCACCUGGAGUGUGCCAAGAUCCUGCUGAAGGCCGGCGCUGACCCCAACGGGAGCCGGCACCACCGCAGCACCCCCGUGUACCACGCGGCACGGGUGGGGCGCGCCGACAUCCUGCAGGAGCUCAUCAGGUACGGCGCGGACGUGGACGUGAACCACCAGCCGGCGUCGCGCGGGCCGGGGCAGGCGCUGCGGCCGCUGACCACGCUGGUGGUGUGUCCCCUGUACAUCAGCGCCGCCUACCACAACCUGCCCUGCUUCCGCCUGCUGCUCCAGGCGGGAGCCGACCCGGAUUUCAACUGCUGCGGGCCCAUCAACGUGCAGGGCUUCUCGCGGGGCUCGCCCGUGUGCGUGCUGGACGCCGUGCUGCGGCACGGCUGCGAGCCCGCCUUCGUGCGCCUGCUCGUCGACUUCGGCGCCGAUCUCAACCUCGUCAAGGUGGAGGCCCUGGGGCUCGAGGCCACGGGCAGGGUCAAGGUGAAUGCCGAGGCGCUGGAGGUGUUCAAAGAGGCGAGGGGCCGCGCCCGGAGCCUCUUGUCCCUGUGCCGCAUAGCAGUGCGGAGAAUCCUUGGCAAAUCCCGCCUGGAUCUGAUCCACAGCCUUCCCAUCCCUGACCCCAUUAAACAAUUUUUACUCCAUGAAAACAGUUAAGGGGCAGCUGGCUGCUUUUGGGGACAGUGUGACUUGGUAAAUGAGUGCCCUGACAGAGCCAGGUGCCAUUCCUGCCUCUUUUUCCUUCAUGGAGUGCACAUAAUUCCCUGCUCCUGUGGAUUGUUUUUUCUCCUCCAGAUUUAGGGUGCAGUGUGAUUCAGUGUCUUAUCUCCUUGGGGAGAGGCUGCUAAAACGUGUGUGGGUGUUGCUGGAGCAAAUACAAUAUAUCCUGUAGCUGUUGGCAAAUGUGUAACCUCUGUUACUGAUCUGUGUCACACACAC